AUGGGUCCAAUACCUCCACGCAUUCUUCUGAUUGACUCGUACGACAGCUUCACUUUGAACCUUGCCUCUUUGCUCCGCAGGACCAUCCCUGGAUGUCUAGUACAUAUCGUCAAGAACGACCAGCUGCCGUCUACGCAGCUCGUGGCGUCGCUGCUGUACUUCGAUGCGAUUGUCGUGGGCCCAGGACCCGGAUCCCCUCAUAUACCUAGCGACAUAGGCGUUAUAGGGGACAUAUGGAACCUGCAGGACGGCUACCUGCUCCCGAUAUUCGGAGUGUGUCUCGGUUUGCAGGCUCUUGCGGUGAACUUCGGCGCUCGCUUGAAGCGAUUGGCUGCGGUUAAGCACGGCCAGAUAUCCUCCGUGAAACACAGAGGGACGGACCUAUACGCGGGAGUUGGGGAGGUCCUCGCCGUCAGGUAUCACUCUCUCCACGUCGAGUUGCUCGACGGUGGCGAAGUCACUGAGCUUGCAUGGACGGACGAAGGAGACGGGAACGGACGGGUUGUCAUGGCAAUCAAACAUCGCACUAAACCGUUCUAUGCGGUGCAGUAUCAUCCCGAAUCCGCGAAGACCGAGGGUGGUGGCGCUCAAGUCAUGGAUAAUUUCUGGAAACUGGCUCAGAUUUGGACCUCCAGAUGCAGAAGGACAACGAAGAGAUGGGAUCCUGACGCACAUGAUAUAUUUGGUGAUCCUUGGCCACUGCAUAAACUUGCGCCGGUUUGCGAUCCUGUACCACCUGCAGGAACCGUGCAGACCACAACGCUCGAUAUGCGUUCACUUUCAGUCCCACGACUAUGCGAAGAACUAGGCGUCGAGGAUGAAACUUCUCCGUUUGUUCUUUUGGAUUCUGCAGCAAACCCCGGACGUUACGUCAUUUUGGGCGUGCUCGACUCGACAACCAUGCAAAUCACCUUCCACACAGGUGAACGCUCGGUUCAGAUUCGGGAAAAUGGCAAAUGCAGACAAGAGGCCUUCGAUCCUGAUGUCGACGUGUGGGAUUGGCUAUCUAUCUUCAUGCGCCGCAGGAAAUUCGCUGGAGGCGCUCCCGAGAUACCGUUUUGGGGAGGUCUUGUUGGUUACUUGAGUUACGAGCUAGGCGUUGCUUCUUUGGGGGUCAAUCCUGACCAGAAGAGCCCACACCCUCACCCAGACGUCAACUUGGUCUAUGUGGAACGGAGUCUUGUCUUCGAUAACAACACGCAUACUUUGUAUGUGCAAUCACUUCUCCCCAACGACUGCUGGAUCGACGAGAUGUCAUCACGACUACGUUCAGCCCAGCUACAUGACCCUCAGCAGCAGACGCGGAACAACCACCUUUCAUUGCAGGUUUCCUCGCCGAGAAUCUUUCCGCCGGACAAGUCGUGUUACAUUUCUGCCAUUCAAGAGGCGCAGGAGAAUCUGUUUGCCGGGAACUCGUACGAGCUAUGCCUGACUGCGCAAACACGGAUUCGUCUCUCCAAGGAGAAGACAGACUCAAGGCGGGGGACGCCUAACCGCCUCACUUCUUGGGCGAUAUACAAGUCGCUGCGAGAAAGAAACCCUGCCCCGUAUUCGGCAUAUCUACGUCUUGGUCGAACGCAUUUCCUGUCAUCAUCUCCGGAACGAUUUCUCUCCUAUGGACGUUCCCCGUCUACUCCAAUGCAACUCCGCCCAAUCAAAGGUACCCUGCGUCGCACGGAGGAGAUUACCCGAGAAGUUGCUGAGCAGCAGCUGACCCAAAGCAAGAAAGAGGUGGCCGAGAACUUGAUGAUUGUGGACUUGAUCAGACAUGAUCUUCACUAUGUCUUGGGCGAGGACGUAUGGGUGGCAAAGUUUUGUGACGUCGAAGAAUAUGAAACGGUCUGGCAGAUGGUCAGUGUUAUCGAAGGGCGGUCUCAGGAUAGCCGCGAUCACCACGGUCUCGGAUGGGAGGUCCUCCGUCGUAGUUUGCCGCCGGGCAGCAUGACCGGUGCCCCCAAAAAACGCAGUGUCGAGAUCCUACAAACCCUCGAAUCUGAAGCGCGCGGCAUCUACUCUGGUGUGUUCGGAUACUGGUGUGUAUCCGGUGCGGGUGAUUGGGCGGUCACGAUCAGAAGUUGCUAUAAGUUUGACUGCACCGAACCAGGGGAGAGCCGCUGCCGCGACAUGGGCGCGGCGGGACGCACGUGCGAGAAUAAAGACACUCCUGAAGAGGAAUGGAUCAUUGGUGCGGGCGGAGCCAUCACAGCCUUGUCCGACCCGCAAGCAGAAUGGGAAGAAAUGCUCUUGAAAUUGGAUGGUGUGCUGAGCGCUUUCGGUGGAGCUAUACCACCAAGCGGCUAAGUAUGCGAGGCGCACCAAUCAAUCUUCGGCCACUCUGGCCUGGUAACUUGCGGUGGUUACGGCCCUUUCAUCAUGGCAUGUGCGCU
Punctularia strigosozonata HHB-11173 SS5 is the source of this 2387-nucleotide messenger RNA. RefSeq names its product para-aminobenzoate synthase. The coding region runs from base 1 to 2301 and encodes 766 amino acids. The record is from RefSeq and is a predicted model, not a curated record. Gene Ontology annotation, biological process: L-tryptophan biosynthetic process. Lineage: Eukaryota; Fungi; Basidiomycota; Agaricomycetes; Corticiales; Punctulariaceae. The transcript is spliced from 3 exons.